Molecule: messenger RNA, 1926 nt
Organism: Lacerta agilis (Sand lizard)
Lineage: Eukaryota; Metazoa; Chordata; Lepidosauria; Squamata; Lacertidae
Gene: CHRM5
Product: cholinergic receptor muscarinic 5
Exons: 2
Coding region: 290-1882 (530 amino acids)
Biological process (GO): adenylate cyclase-inhibiting G protein-coupled acetylcholine receptor signaling pathway; G protein-coupled receptor signaling pathway, coupled to cyclic nucleotide second messenger; gastric acid secretion
Cellular component (GO): synapse; plasma membrane; dendrite
Molecular function (GO): G protein-coupled acetylcholine receptor activity; G protein-coupled serotonin receptor activity
Source: RefSeq, a predicted model, not a curated record
UUUAGAGGGCGAACCCAAGGAUUUGGAAUAACUGGGAGUAAACUGGAAGCAAGCAGCAACAAAAUGAAGCAGCACCAGCAAAUGAGACAGACACGGUAGAGAAAAAGAAAUGUGAAAGCUAGUGUGCAGAAUGCAUUUUUAAUACAGAAAGCUUCCUACCUGGAGAGUGUAUCCCAGUAUUUGGAGACACAGAAUCCAGAAACUGUCUUCAGUCAUCUGCUAGGUGUCUUCAAAGUACAGAUGAAGAAGCAACUUAAAAGGGACUGGUGUUAAUACGCCAAGAAAAAGAAUGGAAGAAAAAUUGCACAGCAAUUCAACCAUUGUCAAUGGUACAACCCCUAACCAUAAGCAUUUAGAAGGUCAUAGCCUUUGGGAAGUAAUUACCAUUGCUACAGUGACGGCCAUUUUAAGCUUAAUAACUAUAGUGGGAAAUGUUCUUGUGAUGAUAUCCUUCAAAGUCAACAGCCAGCUCAAGACGGUGAACAAUUACUAUUUACUCAGUCUUGCAUGUGCAGACCUUAUCAUUGGAAUAUUUUCUAUGAAUCUUUAUACAUCCUACAUAUUAAUAGGGUACUGGUCUCUUGGAAGUCUAGCAUGUGACUUGUGGCUAGCCCUGGAUUAUGUAGCUAGCAAUGCAUCAGUAAUGAAUUUACUGGUUAUCAGCUUCGACCGAUAUUUUUCUAUUACACGGCCAUUAACCUACAGGGCUAAACGCACACCGAAAAGGGCUGGCGUCAUGAUUGGCCUAGCUUGGCUAAUUUCAUUUAUCCUGUGGGCACCAGUCAUCUUAUGUUGGCAGUAUUUCGUUGGGGAACGAACUGUCCCACCUGGAGAAUGCCAGAUUCAAUUUUUGUAUGAACCCAUCAUCACCUUUGGUACUGCGAUUGCUGCUUUCUAUAUCCCAGUUUCCGUGAUGACUAUUUUGUAUUGCCGUAUUUAUAGAGAGACAGAGAAACGGACCAAGGAUCUGGCCGAACUUCAAGGAUCCAGUUCUGUGGCUGAGUUCGAAAUGAUAAAGCCUCAGAAAGCUCUGCUAAAGUCCUGCUUUAGCUGCAAGCAACAAAAUUUAGCCAAAAGGGAGAGGUGUCAGGCUUCAUGGUCUUCAUCCAGCCGAAGUACUUCUGCAACAGCAAAGGCAUGUCAGAUUCAAAAUACUUGUCAUGACUGGUCUAAGGUGGACCAGCUAACCACUUGCAGCAGCUAUGCAUCCUCAGAAGAGGAGGAUAAACGUGCCUCUGACCCCGUCUUUCAAGUAGCUUAUAAGUCUCCAGUAAAGAGCAAGGAUGAUGAACAUAAAGAGGAGAAAAAGGAAGCCUUUAUCAAAGACCAUCCUGGGGAAAAUGACUAUGAGACUCCAAAAUAUUUUCUAACCCCAACCAAAGGCCACGUUAAAAAAAGUAGUAAAUGUAUAGCUUAUAAGUUCCGAUUGGUGGUUAAAGCUGAUGGUGCCCCAGAAACUAACAAUGGUUGCCGAAAAGUAAAGAUCACUCCUUGUUCUGCCACUUUAUCUAAGGACACGACUUCCAUCAAAAACAUGGAUCCAAAUAUAAACAAUCAAAUUACUAAAAGGAAAAGAAUGGUCCUUAUAAAGGAGCGCAAAGCAGCCCAGACUUUAAGUGCCAUUCUUCUAGCUUUCAUAAUCACUUGGACACCCUACAAUAUCAUGGUUUUGGUCUCCACAUUCUGCUCAGAUUGCAUUCCUCCAACGCUGUGGCACCUUGGCUACUGGCUGUGCUAUGUGAAUAGUACUGUUAACCCAAUCUGCUAUGCUCUCUGUAACAAAACUUUCAGAAAGACAUUUAAGUUGUUGCUGUUCUGUCAGUGGAAGAAGAAAAAAAUCGAAGAAAAAUUAUACUGGCAGGGUAAUACUAAACUGCCUUAAUUUAAAGUGUUUUGGGGAGGGAAACAGACCUUGGCAAACACUGU